Paramecium octaurelia is the source of this 246-nucleotide messenger RNA. Lineage: Eukaryota; Ciliophora; Oligohymenophorea; Peniculida; Parameciidae. The record is from the annotation of a GenBank genome assembly.
AUGCAAGAAGAAUUAAAUUCAAGUCUUGAUUCUUUAGAAUUGGAGUUAUAUCAUAAACCAAAUACAAAGAUAAAAUCAAUACUAACCUAUUUAAGAUAACAAAAGAUUUAAUUUUGCACAGACCCCAAAAGAAAAGAGGAUAAUUACUAUUCGAAAAAUGAUAAGGAAAACGAUAGCAAAGAUUUCGGCAUAUUUAGAAACAAAUUUUAUAAAAGAAAAUCCUCAACCCAUGUGAAUUAAUUGUGA